Molecule: messenger RNA, 764 nt
Organism: Drosophila teissieri
Lineage: Eukaryota; Metazoa; Arthropoda; Insecta; Diptera; Drosophilidae
Gene: Chrac-14
Product: DNA polymerase epsilon subunit 3
Exons: 1
Coding region: 104-490 (128 amino acids)
Biological process (GO): leading strand elongation; heterochromatin formation; DNA damage response
Cellular component (GO): epsilon DNA polymerase complex; CHRAC
Molecular function (GO): chromatin DNA binding; protein heterodimerization activity
Source: RefSeq, a predicted model, not a curated record
CUGGCUGGCCAGCUGUUUACUCUUUACGCGGGAAGCAGCGACGCCUAAACUCCACGGGAAAUAAGAAGUGCCCACCAAGUAAAAGCAGAUAAGCCGGAGCAAAAUGGUCGAGCGCAUCGAGGAUCUUAACCUGCCGAAUGCCGUGAUUGCGCGGCUCAUCAAGGAAUCCCUGCCGGAGUCUGCCAGCGUCAGCAAGGAAGCGCGAGCAGCGAUCACCCGAGCGGCAUCUGUGUUUGCCAUCUUUGUGACAUCCUCGUCGACGGCGUUGGCCCACAAGCAGAACCACAAGACCAUCACGGCCAAAGAUAUUCUACAGACCCUCACCGAGCUAGACUUCGAGAGCUUUGUGCCCUCCCUGACGCAGGAUCUCGAGGUCUAUCGCAAAAUGGUGAAGGACAAAAAGGAGAGCAAGGCCAGCAAGAAGGACUCCAGCACCGCCGAAAAUGCCAACGCCACUGCCGCAGCAGCCGCAGAGGAAGCUGCAGAGUGAAGACGAAUAUAUGAGAAUAUAUUCGGAUCAAUUAUCCUCUUUAGUCCUUAAGAACAAAGCUAGUAUUAAGCAUAAACAAAGAACAUUAGACCUAAGAAGUAUCUAAGCACGUCACUUGUGUUAUGUCGCUUUCCCUAAAGGCUAAAGUACGUUAGUAAACGAUUGUUUCCAUUAAUUUGGGUUUGUAAUGUGACAGCAAUGAUCAAAAAGUGGAAGAAAAUAAAUUAUGAAUACUCUACACUUUUUAUUGCUAAUAAUUAGUUUGAAAUUUUAA